Molecule: messenger RNA, 6993 nt
Organism: Lytechinus pictus (painted urchin)
Lineage: Eukaryota; Metazoa; Echinodermata; Echinoidea; Temnopleuroida; Toxopneustidae
Product: histone-lysine N-methyltransferase PRDM9-like
Exons: 6
Coding region: 188-2683 (831 amino acids)
Biological process (GO): regulation of transcription by RNA polymerase II
Cellular component (GO): chromosome
Molecular function (GO): chromatin insulator sequence binding; protein binding
Source: RefSeq, a predicted model, not a curated record
ACACAUGAAAGACACCACCAAACGCAAGCGAUUAUGUCGGGGCCAAUUCGACGAAAAGUAUUUUUGAGGAAAUUUGUCACAAAAACGAACGUCAAAUAUCUCUUUCUUUCGAGAGGAUUUUCAGUGGGAUUUGUCACAAAAUAACUUUGCAUAAGAACGAAGACUUUACUACUGAUCACGUCAAACAAUGGAGGGCAACUACCCGCCCGGUUUUUACCUUCCGGACAGAGACCAACAAGAAAACAGACAUCAUGCUUCGCAACAACAGCAACCACCACCUCCACCACAGCAGCAACAUGUUGCCCACUUUCCCAUGGACAUCCCGAUACCAUACCACACCUCUUCGCAGCAUCAGCCUGAAUUUGUCGAUCAUCAGCCUCUCAGAGCAUUCACUAUACCGCAUCCCGCUGCUCCGAUGCUCAGCUCAAUUUAUCAUGAUUCAGCACCUGGGAUUUCUAAUGCAGGAAUUAUUCAUCAAGCUCGUCAGCAGCUCCCGGUCCACUUACGAGGUCAUGGGGUCAAAUCGACUCUGGCCGCAAACUAUGCCCCACCAGGCCCACCUAUCACAACUCAUGACAUAGUAAGAGAGAGAAACAACUUGCCAAUCACAACUCCUGAAUCUGUUGAAAGGAAUAUUCAAACUCUAACAACUCCUGAUCAGAGUACGAAGAACAAUCCAUCUCAUCCGCAAGGUCAACCAUCUACCAUAACAACUUCAGCAAAGCAGAUACAAGCGAUCAAGCAGCGAGAACCAUGCCUUCCUCCACCCUCUUCCCAUCUUACCAGUGUUACUUCCUCAUCCAUGCAUCAAUCAAGCUCUACCCCAUCUAUCCAUCAAGCCACUUGUACCCCUUCCUCCUCCCAUCAAACAACUCCUAACCCUUCAUCAGCGGGCACCACUAAUCCGACUCCAAAUGCCUCGAGAGUGGGGUCGCAGCUGUUUGCCGCCCUCAACCUCAAGAAGACCAAGCCCGUGUUGGAGCUUCCGCAGAAUCUUGCCUUUAAAACCUCUGCGGAAUGUAAGGUUGAGGGCGUCCUUGCCAAGGAGGUGAUCAUGAAGGGGGUGGAGUUUGGACCGUACGCAGGAACGCUCUUGAAUGAGGAGGAGGGAUGGUCAUGGGAUACCACCUGGGAGGUAUGUCUCUCAGAUUUCAAUUCAUUCCUGUAUAUCGAUGGCCAGAAAACGUGGAUGCCUAAAGUAAAAUGCGCCCGUAACGAGGAGGAACAAAACAUGGAGGCCUUCCAGUGCUACGGUAAAAUCUUCUUCAGGAGCACAAAGGUCAUUGAACCAGGAUGUGAACUGCGAGUAUUCUACAGCGAAGAAUAUGCAAAACAUGUCGGGAUAGAGACAAGACUGAAGGACCUGAAAUUCAAUAAAGAUGCUCAGAAGUUCCAGUGCAGUCACUGUGAGGGUAUGUUCACAUCUCCCAAACUAAUCCUGAGGCAUAUCAGGUGUGAACACAGCAACAGUGAACCAUGUGAGAUGAUCCCUGUGCUUUCAUGGAAACGGAAAGGAAAGAAGAAAGGAAAAGAGAAAAUUCCCAUGGCCGUUAAAGCAAAUGUGGCAGUUAAAACUAAUAUGGCUGCUAAAAUGAACUUCAACCACAAAGUGCCAAAGAAAAGGGAGGUUAACGAAGAGGAGGAAGAGUCAAAGUUUAAGUGCGAUACAUGUGGCAAGGCUUUCCCAUCUUUAGGAAGGUUGAAAGAACAUGAGUUGUUUCAUGAGAUGAUGAAUGGGGAUAAGCCUUAUGAGUGCAGUGAAUGUAGCCAAAGGUACACUGCACAGAGCUCCCUUAACAGGCACGAAAGGGAAGCCCAUGGCUUUCUAAACGAUUACAAACCCAGGAAUCGACAAAAGAAAUCAAAACCUAAAAAAGGACCAAAGAAACCACUCCACUGCCAAUACUGUGGCCAAGGAUACAAAUCACGCGGCGCCCUCGCUAACCAUGAGCGGAAGAUCCACGGCUCCAGACAACAGUUCCGGGAACCUGAACCCGCAACCGACGAGCCACAGGAUAUGCUUGGUAGACCGUCCGAUUACUACCAGCGACCUUACAAGUGUCGCUUCUGUCCAAAGAGAUACACUUCUUGGACAACGGUUGAACAGCACGAGAAAGAAGUCCACACGGGGGAAGGCACCUUUAAGUGCAGCCAUUGUCCAAAGAUUUGCGCCAGUGAGAGCCGUCUGAAAGAACACCUUGUUGUCCAUAACUACAUGCACAUGCACCGCUGCACGCUCUGUCCGCGAAGCUUUGCUUCCGAAAGUGCCCUGAAAAAUCAUCAAGGAGAGCAUACAGGACUGAAGCCGUUCAAGUGUGAAAUCUGUGGCCGAGGGUUCAGAACUCGAAAGUUGACUUUGAAGCACAAGCAGCGCAUGCACCAGGAACGGCCGAAGCGCUUCAUGUGCUCCAUCUGCAACAAGGGGUUCGCCGAGAAAUGCAAUCUGAAGGUUCAUGAGCGACGACACAAAGGGAUCAGGCAGUUUGUAUGCCUGGAAUGUGGUAAAGGCUUCACAGCAAGGUUUUCACUGACGGCUCAUAUGCAAGCAAUGCAUAUCAAGGAAAGACCGUUUACUUGUGAGGUCUGUGGGAAAUCCUUUGCUUUAAAUCAUCAUUACAAUCAUCAUAUGGCCAAACACAGGCUGCAGGGGGAUGAUAGCAUACCAGAAGAAAUACAUACUUAAUAACAAAGAGCAGUGAGUAUUCUGGAAAAGGUGGGCAGGUUGCUUCACUAAAUGAAUGCUGAAGUUUUAAAGAAAUAUGAGGUUAGUUCUGACUCUCGCCUUGCAAUCAGAGGGUCGCUUGUUUGAAUCCCACCAUGGCCCAGCGUCCUUUUGGCAAGGCGUCUAUCCACACUUUGCUACUCUCACCCAGGUGUUAAUUGGGUACCAGUACGAAACAACCGUCAUUGUGGUUGGUUUCGCAAGUGUGCGCCUAACAGGCUGCUCAAAAAGCUGUGAAUCCAGUGACUGGGUAAAAAUAAUUGUGAAGUGCUGUUAGCAGUCCUACAUUGAUAUCGCGCUAUAUAAAAGCCAAUUAUUAUUAGACAUCAAGUGUAAUUUUUAGGGUUACAUGAAGCAUCAGUGAAUAAUGAUUGAGUUGUGUAUUUCUAUGACUUAUGUACUUCUUAUCACCUCUGAUAAAAUAGAGAAAUAUAUUUCUGAAACAAGUCUGCCUCAAAUUGUUGAAAGUCAUAGAACGCAGACGUUUGACCUAAUGAGCAGGUAGUAGGAAGGGUCAACUUCUUCCAUUUCUUGAGAUUUUUUAUUUUCACCCCCGACCCUCGUCAUUGGUGUGCACAAACACCACCUCCAGCACCACCACGUUAAAUUUGAUGAAAAUAAUCCCAAAUAUCCAGGGUGCUACAUAAGCACUUGCCCAGGGCAAGUAAAAGUUAAAGUCGGGCAAGUGUUUUGAAGUAAAGACCAAAACUACUGCCCGAAUAGAGCAAGCAAAAAUUCUCACAGUAGAAUGACCAAAAUUAGGGUCGAUAUGUUAUAUCGAUCCUAAAUUUGGUCAUGGUGGAGAAGAUGAAAUCACUUUGGAAAAAGAAAUGCAAGAACAAGGUACAUCAGUUCAUGUCAAAAGAGAGAAAAAGGUCAAUGGUUUAUAAAACCGCAAUAUUUUCUUUUGAAGAGGUAAAACUUUUUUUUGAAGUAUUUUUUCGGGCAAGUAUAUUCCAACUAUUUAAAAAUUUACUUGCCCGAUGGGGCAAGUGCUCCUAAAUAGUUAUGUAGCACCCUGCAUAUGAAUGUAUUUUUCGUCACAGAGAGAUUGAUAACGAAAUUAACAUAUUAGCCAUCGUGUGGAGUAAACAGUGCAUUAUUACAUAACGUCUGUAUUUAACUCUUUCUUCCUUGGAUAGAUAAGAACCUUAAAAGGUAACAACCUUAAAAGGUAACAAUUCCCAUGAAACAUGGCAACAAUUAUGCUUUUAAGUCUUGUUAUUAUGAGAUCUAGAAACUCUUUAUUCUAGAUUCCUUGAGUUUGGUGAGAAGAUAUCAGAAUAAAUCAACUCAUAUUCAUAUAUUUCGUCUAAUUUUGACAUUCAUGUGUACUUCUAUAUUGUAUAAACAAGUUAUUGAAAAGGAAAUUCAACUCAUAAAGCAAUAUGGUUGGUAUAUUUGGGCUGUCCGCUGCAUGAGGAAAAAUGACAAAAGGUGUAUUCUAUUUCAUGUUGAAAUGCUAAAUGUAAUUUAUUUGAUAACUUAAGCCGUUGAGGAAGUAAGAGGGAUUAAUUGUACAUAAAAUGAUAUGUAAAUAAGUAAAUGUUGGAUAAUCAUUUUGAAUAAUGAAUUUUCUACGUCUAUACAUAUAUAUGUACAAUUUUCAUCUACAUGAAACUUAACCCCCGCGCACCUCAUACAUAUCAUUCAUAGUGACUCAGAUUGGCUGUGUGAUAGUUUCCACGUAACAAUAUCUUGCCUGUAUUUAGAAUAUUUGUUUUUAUAUAGAGAGAAAAAUCAAUGGAAUUUUGUUAAUCCAAUUUAUAGUAUAUUAUUUGAAUUAAAUUUGAAUUUAUUUAUAUAAGAACAAGGGGAUAUUAAUUGCACUAUGAAGCUAUACCAAUUUUCUUAAAGGACACAAGUCCACCCUAACAAAAAGUUGAUUCGAAUAAACAGAGAAAAAUCCAACAAGCAUAACACUGAAAAUUUCAUCAAAAUCGGAUGUAAAAUACCGGUAAGGAAGUUAUGACAUUUGAAAGUUUUGCUUAAUUUUACAAAAAUAGUUAUGCAAAUCCCGGACGGUAUGCAAAUUGAUGACAUCACUCACUAUUUCUUUGGUAUUUUAUUAUAUGAAAUAUGAAAUAUUCUAAUUUUCUCCCCAUUGUCCUGUAAAACAAAGUUUUAGUUUUCCCUGAACAUGUGGAAUUACCAUUGUUUAACAUUUUUUGGUUCAGUGAAGUUGGUCGUUAUUGUCAAAUCUGUAAAAAUUGAAAUAUUGUAUUAUUCAAACAAUAAUAAACAAAAGAAAUAGUGAGGGAGGGACAUCAUUGAUUCUCUCAUUUGCAUGUGACUAAAUUGUGUAUAUAACUAUUUUGUAAAGAAGCAAAAAUUUAAAAUGUCAUAACUUUCCUAUUUUAUAUCUGAUUUCGAUGAAAAUUUCAGUAUUAUGCUGGUCUGAUUUUUUCUCUAUUGAUUCAAAUCAUCAUUCUUCUGAGGUGAACUUGAUCUUUAAUAUCCACUUGGUCUAACAUUACUUUACUUUAUAUGGGUCCCGUAACACAAAGGUUAGCGAUUGAUUGUACGCUUGAUUUUGACGAUUGAUCGUACAUUGUAGUCAAUGGAAUCAAUCGUAGAAAAAUGUUCUAAGAUCAUUGCCAAGUUUUGUGUUACUGGCCCAUGGUUAGAUGAUCUAAUUAUGGAUCAAAUUUUUCAUUUGACAAGGUGCAACACCGUCUGGGCAUUACUUUAAUUGACCAAGUGCUGUGAAGACCAAAUGUGGGGAUGUCGUGGUCUGGUGGUUAUGACUCUCGCCUUUCAUUAUGAGGGACGUAGGUUCGAUUCCCAGUCAUGGUAUGUUUUCCUUCAGCAAGAAUUUUACCCAUAUUGUGUUGCACCCAACCCAGGUGAGGUGAAUGAACACACGGUAGGAAGAAACUCCCUUGAAUGCCUCAGCGCCUACAUGGCAGCACAGCUAAAGCCGGAGUAAUAAUAGCAGUGCUUUGUAUCAGGCAAAAAGCGCUUUAUAAAUCCAGCUAUUAUUAUUAAAUGAGAUUAGCUAGAAACAACAGAGAAGUACAUGGAGAUUAACUAAUUAUAAACCAAGUGAAAAUGAUAUAAACCAAUAAUUAUUUGCAUUAAAUGGUACCAUGCUCUUACAGUGUAAACCUAGUUUCAUUUAAAAGCGGUCAAAUGCACAGAUUUCCGUAAACAGAUAUCAUUUUAAGGAAGACAAGUAAUAUUGUCCUGUGAGUGAGUUUUGUAUGUAUUUGCCAAAAGACUGGUGCUGCCUUUUAUCAACUCAUUUGUGAAUAUCGUUGUGUAGUGAAUGCCAGUCAUAUAACUUAUAUAUUUGACCAUUUUCCUGUGUGCUAAAACAAAAUCUCAGCAUUUUGCAUUCAUUGUCAACUUCCAUAUGUUAUAUUAUGCUACAUUGAAAGUUAUUUGUCAAUUUUUAAUGAUAAAUUGUUUUGUAUAUCAAUGUGUAUGUAUGCCAAUUGACCUAAAAAAUGUAAGAGUAAUAUUUUUUAUUAGUUAGGUGAACUUUCUUGAAGAAUUAAGAUUAUGAUGAAUUUUUGAAACUUCAUACAUUGAUCUUAUUUUACUUAUGUUUUCUUAGUGAAGCUAAAAGCAGUUUUAGCUUGAUGUAUGUUACAUGGUGGUAGAAGUUAUAGAUUAUCAAUAAAAUUUCUUAGAAAAGUUUCUCAAUUCAUAAAUUUUGUUGAAUUGUAUUAAUCAACUGGUAGUUAUUCCAGUAAGGCCUAGUGGUUCUUACUGGUAUCAACUGGUUUAAGAAUAUACCAGUAUGUUUAAUGGGUUUUAAGUGGAAUCAAGUGGUAGAUGCACCCAUUAAAGUUCUAUGGGUUCCAACUGGUAUCAACUGGUGUACUGGUUUAUACCAGUAUGGUUUAUUGGUUCCAACUGGAAUCAACUUGCAUGUUUCCAGCACGUGCCAGUUGGGUCAAUGGGUUUCAACUGGAACAUACUGGUAUAAUGAGGGUUUACCAGUUGUCCAAACUGGUUUCAAGUGGUACCAGUUGAAUCCAGUAGAAACCAGUAAAAAUUUCAACUGGUUUCAACUGGUUUUUUUACCUGGGAUAAUAGUAUGCCAAUUGACCUAAAAAAUGUAAGAGUAAUAUUUUUUAUUAGUUAGGUGAACUUUCUUGAAGAAUUAAGAUUAUGAUGAAUUUUUGAAACUUCAUACAUUGAUCUUAUUUUACUUAUGUUUUCUUAGUGAAGCUAAAAGCAGUUUUAGCUUGAUGUAUGUUACAUGGUGGUAGAAGUUAUAGAUUAUCAAUAAAAUUUCUUAGAAAAGUUUCUCAAUUCAUAAA